AUGUGGAAGUUUCAACUUGCAGCAAUCCUUAAAGCCCAUAAACUUUAUGGCUUUAUAGAUGGAUCGACACCGAAACCUGCUAAGUUCUUGGUUUCGUCUUCUGAUAGUUUGUCAUCUACUUCGCCUAUUGUGAAUCCGGCUUUUAGCGACUGGAUCGCCAAAGAUCAUGCUCUCAUGACUCUUCUGAAUGCUACUCUGUCACCAUCGGCUCUUGCAUAUAUGGUUGGGUGUGAUUCGUCUCAACAGGUUUGGCAAACCUUGGUGAAGUACUACUCAUCCUCGUCCAGAACAAAUGUGGUAAAUUUGAAGUCAAAUCUUCAGUCUAUCAGCAAGAAACCUGGUGAAUCCAUUGAUCUCUAUAUGCAGCGAAUUAAAGAACUGAAGGACAAACUUGCAAAUGUAUCUGUUCUUGUUGACAACGAAGAUCUGCUCAUCUACACUCUCAAUGGUCUACCACCCGAAUUCAAUGCAUUUUGUACUUCCAUGUGCACUCGCUCUCAAUCUGUAUCAUUUGAAGAGCUCUAUGUCCUAUUAGUUUAUGAGGAAGCAGCGAUUGAUAAACAGACCAAGCACGAUGAAGUCUUUGUUCAGUCUUCUACUCUCCUUGCGAACAUGGCUACGAAAGGUCAGAAUUCUAACCCUAAUAUUCCACGUGUUCGAGGUUUCAAUGGUGGUGGUAAAGGAAAAUUCCCUAAUCCUAAUAAUCGAUCCAAAAUAUCCUCUCUGGGUACCACUGGUGGUAGAAGCCGUGGCUUUUCAGGUACUGCUAUACCAUUUGAAAUUCAAUCGAAUCAGUCGUCUUCUGAUACUUAA
Molecule: messenger RNA, 813 nt
Organism: Momordica charantia (bitter melon)
Lineage: Eukaryota; Viridiplantae; Streptophyta; Magnoliopsida; Cucurbitales; Cucurbitaceae
Source: RefSeq, a predicted model, not a curated record